Messenger RNA from Mandrillus leucophaeus (drill), 3623 nucleotides. RefSeq names its product serine/threonine kinase 38 (gene STK38). Gene Ontology annotation, biological process: peptidyl-serine phosphorylation; intracellular signal transduction. The record is from RefSeq and is a predicted model, not a curated record. Bases 327 to 1724 code for a protein of 465 amino acids. The transcript has 14 exons. Gene Ontology annotation, molecular function: ATP binding; protein serine/threonine kinase activity. Lineage: Eukaryota; Metazoa; Chordata; Mammalia; Primates; Cercopithecidae.
CCUCAAUCUCGGCCGCACCGGGAAGUCGCGCAUGCGUAGUCUCGGCCCCGGGUUGCCGCUCCAGCCCGUCUCCGCGGCGGGGGACCGGGCUGCCUUGGCCCCUUAGCGCUCCCGUCUUUUCCGGCAGCUGGAACGCUUCCUGUUGUCCUCACCCGCAACAGCCCGUUGCCCCCUGUCUCAGAGACCCUCACGCGUCCCCUCCCGUCUUUGGCUCGUUGGCUGCCGCCGCCGGGGCUUCGCCAGCCUUCACGUCGAGACUACUGGCAGAAGGGGCGUCUGCGGCUCUCCGCCGCCCCCAGCCCUGCUUCUCCCGGGGCUCUGCAGCCAUGGCAAUGACAGGCUCAACACCUUGCUCAUCCAUGAGUAACCACACAAAGGAAAGGGUGACAAUGACCAAAGUGACACUGGAGAAUUUUUAUAGCAACCUUAUCGCUCAACAUGAAGAACGAGAAAUGAGACAAAAGAAGUUAGAAAAGGUGAUGGAAGAAGAAGGCCUAAAAGAUGAAGAGAAACGACUCCGGAGAUCAGCACAUGCUCGGAAGGAAACAGAGUUUCUUCGUUUGAAGAGAACAAGACUUGGAUUGGAAGAUUUUGAGUCCUUAAAAGUAAUAGGCAGAGGAGCAUUUGGUGAGGUACGGCUUGUUCAGAAGAAAGAUACGGGACAUGUGUAUGCAAUGAAAAUACUCCGUAAAGCAGAUAUGCUUGAAAAAGAGCAGGUUGGCCACAUUCGUGCGGAGCGUGACAUUCUAGUGGAGGCAGACAGUUUGUGGGUUGUGAAAAUGUUCUAUAGUUUUCAGGAUAAGCUAAACCUCUACCUAAUCAUGGAGUUCCUGCCUGGAGGGGAUAUGAUGACCUUGUUGAUGAAAAAAGACACUCUGACAGAAGAGGAGACUCAGUUUUAUAUAGCAGAAACAGUGUUAGCCAUAGACUCUAUUCACCAACUUGGAUUCAUCCAUAGAGACAUCAAACCAGACAACCUUCUUUUGGACAGCAAGGGCCAUGUGAAACUUUCUGACUUUGGUCUUUGCACAGGACUGAAAAAAGCACAUAGGACAGAAUUUUAUAGGAAUCUGAACCACAGCCUCCCCAGUGAUUUCACUUUCCAGAACAUGAAUUCCAAAAGGAAAGCAGAAACCUGGAAAAGAAAUAGACGUCAGCUAGCCUUCUCCACAGUAGGCACUCCUGACUACAUUGCUCCUGAGGUGUUCAUGCAGACCGGGUACAACAAGCUCUGUGAUUGGUGGUCGCUUGGGGUGAUCAUGUAUGAGAUGCUCAUCGGCUACCCACCUUUCUGUUCGGAGACCCCUCAAGAGACAUACAAGAAGGUGAUGAACUGGAAAGAAACUUUGACUUUUCCUCCGGAAGUUCCCAUCUCUGAGAAGGCCAAGGAUCUAAUUUUGAGAUUCUGCUGUGAAUGGGAACAUAGAAUUGGAGCUCCUGGAGUUGAGGAAAUAAAAAGUAACUCUUUUUUUGAAGGCGUUGACUGGGAACAUAUCAGAGAGAGACCUGCUGCAAUAUCUAUUGAAAUCAAAAGCAUUGAUGAUACUUCAAACUUCGAUGAGUUUCCAGAAUCUGAUAUUCUUAAGCCAACAGUGGCCACAAGUAAUCACCCUGAGACUGACUACAAGAACAAAGACUGGGUCUUCAUCAAUUACACGUACAAGCGCUUUGAGGGCCUGACUGCAAGGGGGGCAAUACCUUCCUACAUGAAAGCAGCAAAAUAAUUCUCUUGCCAUGGAAUCCUACAUGGAACAGAGUUCUUUGUGCAACAUCAUGCUUUUCCUCCCACACUCUUGAAGAGCUUCCAAGAAGUUGAUGGAACCCACCAGUAUGUCAUAGUAAAGUCUCCUGAAAUGCGAUAGUAAGAGGAUUUCUUCCAUAAUGCAUCUGAAAAACUGUAAACAAAGACAACCAUUUCUACUGCAUCGGCCAUAAACAGCUAUCCUGCUUCUUCCGAAGCAUCAUGAGCCAAUUUGGUAGGUGUUUUAAAAACAACUUGAGUUUUCCUAAGUUCAUCAGAAUGAAGGGGAAAAACAGCCAUCAUCCAACAUUAUUGAGAUUGUCUUGUAUAGUCAUCGAAUGUCAGCCAAUUCCUGUGAUUUUGUGACACGCUAUCUGCCAAGCCCACCAAGUAUUUCCUUUAUAGCUGAAAGUUCCAUAGUACUAAGGAAAUAAAGCAAUAAAGACAGUCUCAGCAGCCAGGAUUCUGGCUGAAGGAAAUGAUCCACCACCCUGAGGGUGGUGAUGGUAGUUUCUACCCAUACCUCAGCCUCAGGCAAGUGGCUUAUAGCCUCCAUUCAUGGUGCACUUUAUUAUAUGGUACUAAGAUAAAGACUGUCAAUCCAUUGAUUUAUCUCCUCCCUGUCCCCCAUCUAAAAUAUCCAUGCUGCUUUUCUGAGUGUUGAUGGGGGUUACCAGCUUGAUCCAUUGUUGCUCUUAGAAGGCCCGGAAAGUCUUUGGGCAUUGCCAAGGAAUCCCGGAUUAUGUGGAAAACCCUCACUUUCUCUUCACGGCUGUACCAGAAAAUCCCUAAGACAGAUGUUGCUGUGGACCAGCAAUACCUGCAAGUGCUGCCAGCGGGAACUCAGUUUAUUCCUGGGAACUUAACAAGGAGAGCCCAGGCCUAGGCAGGAGGCCUGGAACCCUCUUGGCUAAGGUGCUUUUCCUGUUCCUGCAAGGUCUCCAGAACCUCUUUGGAAAUGGUGAAGGAACCAGCCCAAUAGAAGUAGAGCCAGCUGACAAGUCUUUGUAAAGUUCACUCCUCAGUCCUUGGCACAACCAUGUUUUGUCUUCUCUCUUGGUAUUUCUUCUCUCUCAACUUUAAGUAGCCAUUUUGCCUUGGAAUCAUGAUUACAAUUUUUUCCUUUGCAGAUGCCUUCCUGGAGGAUACUCCUCCCCACCAUAAAGGGUCGCCUGCAACUUAGGCGGAUUGGGUCUCUCUGCUGUGUCGUUCUCUCAUGAGAGACCCUCUGAAUUGUAUAGCACAAAGUGCCUUCUGUUUCACAGCUGCCACCACCUUUAGAGGAAUUUUGUCAGAAAAAUGUGGAGGCUCCAUAUUAAUGCAUUGUUUUUUAAAACGUUUUGAUAACUCUUAAAGCAUCAUUUGCACCUGUGUGGGAACUUUGCCUGCUGCAGAGCAUUGUGGCCGAGCUGCAGCUGGGAGCCUGCUUUCUGCCAGUAAUGAGGUUGUGAAGAUCAGUUUUGAAAGGAAAGUAUGUCCUAGCUUAGCCAUUCAGAAGAGAAAAAUGGAAUAUCAGAGUUACGGUUGUCAGUGAAACUGCUUUGGGUUUUAACCUCUUAGAGGAAGAAAAAAGGUUAGGGAAGUCUCAACUCUGGAUGAAGGUGAUGUGUUUGCCUCUCAGUCUUUCAUUCAUAGCCUGCUAGUGAAAAGGAAGUAAAUGAGAUUCUUUUGUGUAACUUUGUAGUCUCUGUAUUACCAAAUAUUUGGGGUGUUGACUCCUGUGUGUUUUGCAAGAAUGUUUGGUAAGCCUGGGUAAAGAGAAGUAACUGCAGUGUUGGGAGAGUCUUUGUGUGGGGGAGUGGCAGGGGAUGAUUUGUUUUAGGGGAAAAUGCCCACAUUUUAACUUUUAAACUUAGGAAUAAACUGUGUGAAAACAGUAGUG